Pristis pectinata (smalltooth sawfish) is the source of this 5658-nucleotide messenger RNA. It is a transcript of the gene zdhhc17, whose product is annotated as zinc finger DHHC-type palmitoyltransferase 17. The coding region runs from base 743 to 2740 and encodes 665 amino acids. Gene Ontology annotation, biological process: protein palmitoylation. Lineage: Eukaryota; Metazoa; Chordata; Chondrichthyes; Rhinopristiformes; Pristidae. The transcript is spliced from 18 exons. Gene Ontology annotation, cellular component: Golgi membrane. Gene Ontology annotation, molecular function: protein binding; palmitoyltransferase activity. The record is from RefSeq and is a predicted model, not a curated record.
UAACGCUUUACAGCACCAGCGACCUAGGUUAAAGUCUGGCCAAUGUCUGUAAGGAGUUUGUGUGGGUUUCCUCCGGGUGCUCUGGUUUCCUCCCACAUUCCAAAGACAUACGGGUUAGGAAGUUGCGGGCACGGUGUGUCGGCGCCGGAAGCGUGGCGACACUUGCGGGCCGCCCCCAGAGCACUCUACGCAAAAAAGAUGCAUUUCACCGCGUGUUUCGAUGUACAUGUGACUAAUAAAGAUGUCUUAUCUGAUGUCCGGGGUGGGUGGGGUCUUUGAUCAUGUUGGCUGCUUUACCGAGGCAGCGAGAAGUGUAGACGGAGGGGAGGCUGGUGUCCGUGAUGCGCUGGGCUGGGUCCAUAACUCUCUGUAGUUUCUUGCGGUCCCGGGCAGAGCAGUUGCCGUAGCAGGAUAUGAUGCAUCUGGAUAGGAUGCUUUCUAUGGUGCAUCAAAUAAAAAUUGGUGAUGGUCAAAGGGGACAUGCCAGAUUUCUUUAGCCUGCUGAGGAGGGAGAAGUGCUGGUGAGCUGUCCUGGCCUGCCUUUCCUUACUAGAAGGACACCACCUCCAGACAGGGGGGGACCACCAGCCCAGGCAGCUCCACCGAUCGCCCUGCCGGACAUCGAUUGGCCGGCCUGGGUCGAUCGAGCCGCUCACCGGGAUCGACUGGUCGCGCCUGGAGUGCGGCGGCGGCGGCGGCGGCGGCGGCGCCGCUGUCCCAGAAUGCAGCGGGGCGCCUGAAGAUGGCGGAGCGUCACCUGGAGGAGUUGGAGAAGGAGGCGGGCGGUGGCCCGGCGCUGCUCCCCGAGGAUGUCAAGAUUCAAAGCCACUACGGUCAUAGCUAUAAUGAUUCGCUGGCAAGAAAGAGUCACAUUGAUGACUACAGCACUUGGGACAUCGUCAAAGCCACACAGUAUGGAAUAUUUGACCGCUGUCGAGAGCUUGUGGAGGCAGGUUAUGAUGUACGACAACCUGAUAAAGAAAAUGUAACGCUUCUUCACUGGGCUGCUAUCAAUAACAGAAUUGAUCUGAGCAGAUACUACAUUUCAAAGGGUGCAAUUGUGGAUCAACUGGGAGGAGACCUGAAUUCUACCCCUCUCCACUGGGCAACAAGGCAGGGCCAUUUGUCCAUGGUUGUACAUCUAAUGAAGUAUGGAGCCGAACCCUCACUGAUCGAUGGAGAAGGCUGUAGUUGUAUUCACCUGGCUGCUCAGUUUGGGCACACGUCCAUUGUUGCAUACCUGAUCGCCAAAGGGCAGGAUGUGGACAUGAUGGACCAGAAUGGGAUGACACCAUUGAUGUGGGCUGCUUAUAGAACACACAGCGUGGACCCUACAAGACUGCUGCUCACGUUUAAUGUGUCAGUGAAUCUUGGGGACAAGUACCACAAGAACACAGCAUUACACUGGGCAGUGCUGGCAGGAAACACCACGGUGAUCAGUUUGUUGCUAGAAGCUGGAGCUAACGUGGACUCUCAGAAUAUCAAGGGUGAAACUCCAUUAGAUCUUGCUAAACAGCGGAAGAAUGUUUGGAUGAUUAGUCAUUUACAAGAAGCCAGGCAGGCAAAAGGCUUUGAUAGCCCUUCGUUCCUAAAGAGGCUGAAAGCAGACAAGGAAUUUCGUCAGAAGGUGAUGCUGGGGACUCCGUUUUUGGUGAUUUGGUUGGUGGGAUUCAUAGCUGAUCUUGACAUUGACUCCUGGCUAAUAAAGGGGUUAAUGUACGGUGGAGUCUGGGCACUGGUGCAGUUCCUUUCAAAGUCCUUCUUCGAUCACUCUAUGCACAGUGCUCUUCCUCUUGGAAUCUAUCUGGCAACCAAAUUCUGGAUGUACGCUACUUGGUUCUUCUGGCUAUGGACUGAUCUUCCAGUUCUGUCAGUCCACCUCCCAUUCCUUGUCAACAGUGUAGGGCUGUUCUAUAAUUUUGGUAAGUCGUGGAAAUCAGACCCAGGAGUAAUCAAAGCCACGGAAGAGCAGAAGAAAAAGGGCCUGGUGUGUGAGGUUUUGUAUGUUUUGAGGACCAAUAUGAGAUCUCCAGGCAAAAUUGACAGAGAAACCAGUGGUCGUCAUAAUGAUUGUAGCGGACAGAUCGCAGAGAGGGAGAGAUUCCAGACAAUAGUGGAACUGGCUGAAUCUGGCCAUCUGGAUCUUAGCAUCUUUUGCAGCACUUGUUUGAUCCAGAAACCUGUUCGGUCCAAACACUGUGCCGUGUGCAACAGGUGCAUUGCCAAGUUCGAUCACCACUGCCCAUGGGUUGGUAAUUGCGUGGGAGCAGGAAAUCACAGAUACUUCAUCGGUUACCUGUUCUUCUUACUGGGAAUGAUAAUUUGGAUGAUUUAUGGCUGUUUCUUCUACUGGAGCAUCCACUGUGAAACAAACUACCCCAAGGAAGGACUGUGGACGUACCUAACUGAGAUCGCCAGCUGCUCUCCGUGGGUUUUCUGGAUGUUUCUGAACAGUCUCUUUCACUUCUUGUGGGUGGCCGUGUUACUCAUGUGUCAGAUGUAUCAGAUCGCUUGUCUUGGGAUAACUACAAAUGAAAGGAUGAAUGCAAGGCGCUACAAGCACUUUAAGGUUACAACAACCACUAUUGAAAGUCCCUUCAACCAUGGUUGCAUUAGGAAUAUCAUAGACUUCUUUGAAUUUAGAUGUUUUGGUCUCUUUCGCCCUGUAAUGGUGGACUGGACACAUCAGUAUACAAUAGAGUAUGACCAGACGUCAGGCACUGGUUAUCAGCUUGUGUAGUGGAAUCAGCACCCACAACGAAUCAUCGCCACAGUCAACUCUUCGAACUGGUGCCUGACAAAUUUCCUUCCUAUUUCGUCUCCAAUAUUAGCGAUCCAAAUAACGUUGCUACGAGGAGCUCCUGUCCUGUGGUUCCCUUCUGGACCCUUUGCAAACAGAAAUUAAACAGGGACAGUCUCACUGCCUGUUUCUACCACCCCUACCCCUCGCUCCCAACACCCCAUUACGAUCAAAGUCUGUUAUAAGCUGACGGCAGAAAGAAAACCUUUAUAUACAUAUAUAUAUAUACAUAUAUUAAAAAAAAGACUGCUUUUUGCCAGAAUUAGUUUUUAACAUAAUGUUCUGUUUGUCUCCGAUUUUGGAGCAGAAGCAACAAUGAGUGCAAAUGCCAGAACCUUGAUUCUGGCCCAUCGCUUCGAGAAAUGGUUGGCCUUUAACUUGCCACGCACACCCGGAGUGUGCGGAAAUGCAUCCUGUUUCGAUUGUGCUUCUUGUUGAGCUUUGGUACUUUGAAUUUCGUAGAGGGAUGUCAGAAAUCAAUAUCCACAAUCAUGUGCAAAGGUAAAAAACUCAACCCCUUUGCUUGAGGCAUUGAUUAUUUUAAGUACCUUUUCUUUCCUGUUUUAAAUCAUGGUUUUAAAAUAUGAGUUGAUAAGUUCUCAUAGCUCAGAGUGAUUAGGUGUUAGCGGAAACUUGCGGGCUCUCUCCCCAGUGUGCUCGCAAUUGGGGGAGUUUGCUCAGCUAAAGGCAGUCCUCGGGACAGUGAGCUUUGGAACAGGUGAGGUUGGGGUGGGCAGUGAGGGGAAGGGAGAACGGGGAGGUUGGUAUCACUCAUUUUCCAUCACCAGCAUCACAUCCCCUGCAGAUCAGUCACACAGGUGCAAAAGCAGUCACGGACUCUUCUCUCCCGUGCAGUCUGAACAAGUGCGGGGUGGUGAGUGGCUCUUGGUGGGAGGUUUAUUGAAGAGAUUAUCCUUUCUUGCUUUUAUGAAAAGGAGUCCCAACCUAGAGCACUAUAAUGUUUUCUACAGCCACUUUAGGUUUAGUUCAUGAAUGUCUGUCUACUACUCCCUGGAAACUAGUCACGUUUACAGACAGUUGUGAGUUUGCUGAGGUACCAGGCUCAAAAACCUGUGCAAAAUACUUUUAACCAACUCCUUGAGCCAGUGUAAAGAUUAGUUGUAUGUGUACAUAAAUUAUUUAUCAACGAGUUUUACCAGUGCGUAUAUUUGUCAGUGUUAGUUUGGAGCUGCAAACUUAAUUUUCAACUCCACCAGGAGAAGAAAAGAAGUGUAGGAAUGUAGUUCAUUUGCUUCUGGUGCUGCUGUUGAUAGUUCAUCAACCCACUCAACUCUGCAUGACUGAUGCUUGGCAAAAAAAUUAAAUUAAAAAAAAAAGCUCCCUAGACUGUAGGAGUUACAGCAUCACAUCAGCUUACAGUGAAGUGUUCUCAGCUUUCUUCCUCCAGCAGGAAGAUCAGUGAAUUUGUAAAUAGUGAGUGUCCUGUGUUUGCAAAGUGCAAGACUUUCUGGUCGCUGUUUACUUUGUAGUGGAAACUACGCAUAGUUUGUGUGCAUCGUACCAUAAUAUCAAGAAUUGCAGUAUUGUAAUAUUAGUUAACUUGAAUGUCUUACCAGGUUUUGGGGAUAAAAACACAGUAACACCUCUGCCACAGAUCUGAGUGUGUGGUUUGUGCUCCAUGGGAUAUGGCAUCUCAUUGGUGAGACUCUCUGGGUGUAGAGCUUGUGCACUCCGUUUCAAUCUUUGCCUGGUGGGCCAUGGAGAACCAGGAUCAGGCGGAGAGUAAACAGGGCAUUCGUUGCCCUCUUCUGCCACUUCCCAAGAUGAAUUUGUGUCCCUCUGAGGUUUAACACUGGUAUUUAUCACAACCACUUUCCUUUUGUACUCCUGACUUUGGAAUAACUUGUUAUUUCUCCCCACUUUGAAAUCUACGAUAUCUGUCCUGGCUUACUUUUUUGGUUAUGUGUGCGUACGCAAUAGAGUUUCAUAUUCGCAAGUAAUUAAGUUUCAUGUUCCACUAAUAAUAGGGGAAGCACUACAUUCUGCAGAUUGUGAAUACUUUUUUGUUUUUGUAUUACAUUAUUUAUAACUGUGCCAAGUGUUAUUUUGCUACUAUCUGGUCCCUUUAUGUACAAUGUGGAGAACAAAAUAUAGGACUGUACUAUGCUCAAAUUAAAAACUGUUCAUACAAUGAUUGGUUCGGUCUGUCAAACUUUGUAAAUUAUUGACCUAAUAAACAAGAUUCAUCUCGCCGUUCAUCGCAAUUAACAAUAACUUGCUGUUUUUAGGGUUUUAUUGUGUCUGCAUUGUAACAGGUUGUAAUUCCAAUACAUCACCAGUUAUGUUAUUAGAUCCUCUUUGUAAUUUUUAAUUGCUCCACAGCUCUGGUUUAUUCUUCCGAACUUUCUCAACCUUGAGCUGGUGUUUUCCACCUACGUUGUCCCAGCAUGCGCUGGAUGAGCCUGUCGGCCUGGUGAUAGCACCAGCUUUCCUUCUGUCUGCAGGCUUUCAUGGCCUGGGGCGUGCCCAGUUUGUUGUUGGCUGGCCCAUAAAAAGCCGAGGGCCCCCUCCUCCCCUUCACCCAUUAGCCACCUGAUGCAAUUGUUGACUCCACAGGAUUGGCAGUCUCUGUCUCUGAGGGCGCACUCCAGUGGUGUGAGCACCAAAUCUCAGCUGAUGCUUCAGUGCUGUGUUGUCAAAGGUGCCACCUCUCAGGUUGGUUAAAUCAAAGCUUGCUGCCCUUUGGGAUCAAUGUGAAAGGUCCUACAGCACUUUGUGAAGAAGAGCAGGGUUAUCCCUGUGCCCUGUCCAAUAGUUAUCUGUUAAUCACCAUUACUGAACCAGAUUACACCCUUAGUAUUGCCUCGCUGCUUUAUAGGAGCACAAACUGGUAUUUG